Messenger RNA from Notothenia coriiceps (black rockcod), 2197 nucleotides. It is a transcript of the gene wrap73, whose product is annotated as WD repeat containing, antisense to TP73. NCBI's taxonomy places the organism in Eukaryota, Metazoa, Chordata, Actinopteri, Perciformes, Nototheniidae. The record is from RefSeq and is a predicted model, not a curated record. Gene Ontology annotation, molecular function: protein binding. Gene Ontology annotation, cellular component: microtubule organizing center; MWP complex. Gene Ontology annotation, biological process: microtubule anchoring at mitotic spindle pole body. The transcript is spliced from 11 exons. Bases 154 to 1410 code for a protein of 418 amino acids.
ACUAGUAGCAACAGCAACAGUUGAAUCAAUAGCCUGUGCCCCGAAGUAAAUCAUGCGAAGAAAAAAACGUUUUUAAUCUGCUUUUGGGACUUUUCGCGGCUCUCAUAUGAUAUACAAAAGGAGGGAAAUUGCCAUUAGCGCCGUGAUUGUAAGAUGAAUUUCUCUGAGGUUUUCAAGCAGUCCAACCAACUGUGUAAAGUUUCCCCAGAUGGGAAAUGUUUGGCUACCUGUGUGCAGUACAGGCUGGUGGUGCGAGAUGUGGGGACCCUGCAGAUCCUGCAGCUCUACACCUGCCUGGACCAGAUUUCCCACAUGGACUGGUCUUCUGACUCUCUCUUUAUCCUCUGUGCUAUGUACAAGAGGGGACUGGUACAGGUGUGGUCGCUGGAACAGCCAGACUGGCACUGUAAGAUUGAUGAAGGCUCAAUAGGACUAGUCUCCUCGCGCUGGAGUCCAGAUGGACGUCACAUUCUCAACACCACUGAGUUCCAUGUAAGUGUGAAGUUGGUGCGUGCAUGGGUGCGGGCAUUCAUGCCCACGGAAGUGUGUUUAUACAUAUGCUUGUCUGGUUUCAACUGUUGCUGGCUCGCAAGGAAGGGGGACCUGAAAAUAGCCAGACACCAGAGUCUCAAGUACCUCUGGAACAUGGGUGCAAUGUGUAUGAGCCCUUCCAAUGUGUUUAAAGCAAACAGCUCACCUCCAGACAGCUAUCCCACACUGCCAGCACACAGCCAUUGGGAGACCACUCCAACCCUGCCAGGUCCUGAGUCUCAGUCUCAAAAUGCUGUGACAGUCAAGGUGCGCAUCCUCAAUCAUAUCACGUGGAAGAAAAUCACACAGUUUGAGCAUCCAGCAGCCAUCAACAACACAAAGGCAGUUGUAUAUAAGGAAGUGGUGAAAAGGCCCGCUGUUUGCAGUGAUGACCUAUCGCUACACAACAUCACAAUUGGCAACACCCUCUUCAACACACAGAGCAAAUAUGAGAUCUGCCCAACGCCAGUCCAGCUUCCUGUAGUUAAACCAGACCCAGACCGAGCCAACCCUAAGAUUGGCGUCUCCACCUUGGCAUUCAGCUCAGACAGUCGCUAUCUAGCCACCAAAAACGACAACAUGGCCAGUGUUGUCUGGGUGUGGGAUGUGCAGAAGAUGAGCCUGGUGGCGGUGCUCGAGCAGACAGCGGCCGUGCGCUGCUUUCAGUGGGACCCCCGACGCCCCCGUCUGGCUCUCUGUACAGGCAACACCAAACUCUACCUCUGGUCCCCAGCAGGCUGCGUUUCUGUCCAAGUCCCCACUGAAGGUGGCUUCCAGGUCCAGUCACUGAAAUGGCACUGCAGCGGAGACUCUCUGAUCCUGCUAGGGAAGGAGCAGCUGUGUUUGUGCUACAUGGACAACGACCAGGAGGACAAGUAAAACUCACAAAUACACAGGUUUCAAGAAUAACUGGAUUUCAGUUCUGUAGCCUUUGCCGGGAAUGUGUUAAAGUGAUGACAAAAAGACUCGAGGGUAACACUCCCCCUCCAUCUUGCACAUGUCGUGCUAUAGAUGCCCUCAGUAAAGGUUACUGGUAUACUCCUUUUCUUAUCAAGUAAAAAAUGUAUGGAAAACCUGCUCUGACAUUCCUCCUGAGAGACAUAGAAUCAACAAAUAUCACUUUUUGAAUGACCAAAUGCAUACAGAAGCACUAGUUCCAAACACUGUGAGAAGAUAGUGGUUUACAUAGUUUUAUAGAUUUCACUGUACAUUUAGUUGUAAGUAUUUUGUAUUAGUUCUACUUUGAAAUUGUUUAAUUAUUUUGAAUAAAUGUUGUCAUAAAUAAUGCAGCUUACGGUCAGUUACUAAAAUGUGUGGAUCAAAAUCUUUCUACCAUUUAUUAAAUCUGUGUUCUCUGCCCAGGCACUACUAAACAUACAGAUUAGCAACCAUUUUACCUGACUUUAAGAAUCACCUGUCUGAUGUUUUAUUUAUGAAGCUUGAAUGUUGAGCCAUUUUUUUUACAUUUAUCCGUCUCUAUUUUCAAAGCUGACUUUUCAUUCUUGUGCUACAAAUAUUUAAAACAAAAAGUAAGCCUUCACAUUUUUGUCAUAAUCUCUUAAUGAAAUACUUCAGAAUUGGCAAUGAAAUAUUUAUUUUUCUACAUGAAUCCAUGAGUUGACUGCAUCAAAAAUAACAACAGAUAAAUAAAACUAAAUUAGUAUUU